Molecule: messenger RNA, 459 nt
Organism: Clonostachys rhizophaga
Lineage: Eukaryota; Fungi; Ascomycota; Sordariomycetes; Hypocreales; Bionectriaceae
Source: the annotation of a GenBank genome assembly
AUGUCUUCCCAAAAGUACAAUGUCGACCUAUUCAACAAGGACAACUUCGAGCAGGGUCUGCAGAACCGCCGCAAGGUCGUGGGCGAUGCCUACGUCGACGGUGCCUUGAAGGCUGGAUCAACUGAAUUUUCCUGGCCCAACCAGCAACUCGUGACCGAAUAUUGUUGGGGAGGCAUCUGGUCGCGCCCCGGCUUGACCUUUCAGCAGAGAAGUCUUUUGAACAUCGGCAUGCUCAUCGGCCUGAAGAGUUGGCCGGAGCUUGGCAUCCAUAUCCGCGGCGCCAUCAAUAAUGGCGUCACCGAGCUCGAGAUUCGUGAGGCCAUCCUCCAAUCUUCCAUUUACUGUGGCGUCCCUGCUGGCAUUGAGGCUACCAAGACGGCGACGCGUGUCAUCAACGAGAUGGUUGCCAAGGGUGAACACAAGAGGCAACUCUCCGAGAGCGUUCCCUCUUCUGAGUAG